CCAGCUCUCUCAGCCUGUCCUCAUAGAGGGGAGAUGUUCCAUCCCUGGGAUCAUUUUGGUGGCCCUCUUCUGGACGCACGCCAUCAGGUCCAUGUCUCUUCUGUGCAGAAGAUUCCACAUCUGGACUCAGUACUCCAUCGUUGAGCAGUCCAAGAGGAGACAAAUGGGUGGGGAAGCGGGUGGUACCGAGGAGGAGGAGGAAGAGGCAGCGAGGGCAGUUCCGGCAGCGGGGCGGGGGCGGCUGCGGCACAACGGAGGUGAUCUGCUCUCAAGCCGUGCCAAGCCGAUCCGAGCCGAUCCGGGCUGAACCAGGCUGCUCCGAGCUGCGCCGAUCCGAUCCGAUCCGCGCGGAGCCGACGUUCGCUGAGCGGACAUCAGGUAUGCGAGGCUGGGUGCUCCGGUCCCGGCGGAGAUGCGGUGUCAGAGGGAUGCUUGCUGCUCAGCGUGCUGCUUCAGCUCUCAGUUCUCAUUCUGUCGCAGGGUUUUAAAGCCGUCUUUUGCAAGUGUUUGUGGUUUCAGUAUCACAUUUUCCUGCCUUUAAAAAGUGUUGUUUUCUCCCUGGUGACAUCGUGUGAUACAAAGAAGAGGGGAAAAAGAGAAAAACAAUGAAAACUGGUUAUAACCAGAGUGUUAUUCAACACUAUGUAAACAAACUGGGGAAAAAUAGGGGGGAAAAUACUUUCCCCUGCUAGGUUCUUUGAUGUAUUUAGGUGUUUCGUGGCUACAGCAGUAUGUAGUAAGACAGAGAGAAAGAAGUUCAGUUUUACAGCUGUUAAUAUAUCUCAUUAUCUGAGUAAAUAAUUUUGGAUCAGAUCUGUAAUAUUCAACAGACCAACUCUGUGCUAAGUUUUUAAGCAGACUUGAGCAGUAAAGACAAGUGAGCCAUCUCCAUCCCUCCUCUGCUGCACAGUGUUGUGAGCUCCAUUUCCUCCUGAAGGAGGGGGCUCAAAAGCUCAGCCUGGCUGCUUGGCCUUGAUUCUGUUCCCUGCACAGAUGCUGAAUGAUAAUGGAGUUAAAACUCUUGGGUGUAACCAGAUCCUUUUUAAUGAAACCUUGUGAAUGCGUUGCAGUUAACUUUCCAACUGUACUUUUCCCUAGCCUCCAGUAGUGAGAUACUUUCAGGAACAGAAAGCUUUUUAUGGACCCUUUUUAAAAUUUUCACCAAUGAAAUAACAGUGGCAAAGAAAAUGACUCCAGCAGCUGAAAGCCACUUAAUUGAAUCAUGCUAAUAGCAGGUUAUUUAGUAAGGUUACCAGAGGAGGAAGAGAUAAAGUUUCACUGAACUUGCUAUUAAAAAGAAAACAGAAACGCUGGGGAAGGAAGAAGUAGAACUAUGUGUGGUGAAUGGAGCAGUGUUCUGACUUUCGUAUUUUUAAACAGGCAAAUCCUUGAGAUCCUGAGGUUGUCCAACUCUCCUCUCCUCUCCUCUCCUCUCCUCUCCUCUCCUCUCCUCUCCUCUCCUCUCCUCUCCUCUCCCUUUUUCCUUUCUUUUCUAGAAAAGGACUCCACAUCCCAGCCAAGCCCAUGCAGCAUUUUGGGGUUUCCAGGAAAUGCAUGCUAGGAGCCCAAUGGAAGGACCAAAAGGAAAACCUGCACCAAGGAGGUUCCUGUCCCCCCUGGUUGCAGUGGGACAGAGCUGCAUUCAGCUGGAAGUGUCAGAGGGCCUCCUAAGGCAACCUAUUGCUGAACACCCAACAUCACUUAAAUCUGGAUCUCAGGCCAGGCUUUGGGUCAUCACUUCUGUUACUUUUUUGGUGUCUAGGCUAAUCAUGAGACUUUGGUAUCCACCUGUCCUCACUUUCUCUGAGCUCCUUAAGCCAUGCUGCACUCACUGGUUUCCUCCUGUGACUUUUUGGCCAACCCCUAGGGCACAUGAUGAAUGAAGCAAGUCACAUUUCUGAGCUGAAAGUCUGACCACUUUAAGAUGAUGCUCCAGUUGCACAGACAUAGGCAGUGCAAAGCUCAGUAAGACUUUUUUGCCUGUUCUACACGUCCAUUGGGAUUUUUUCCAAAGCCUUACCAGCAAGGAUUUAGAUCUUCCUCCUGAACCUCCAAACUGCAUCUCAGCUCCUCAGCUCUCUCCUUUUGCUCAGACUGUUUUUGUAAUCGCUUUGACACAUUGGACAAAAUUUUUCUUGUUUUUCUUUUUUCUUUUUCUUUUUCUUUUUUUUUUUUUGCACAGCAAAGACUGAUAAGAACAGAGCAUUGUUACAAAGCCAGGGCGGAGAUAACUCUUUUUUUUCUUUCUGCCACAAGUGUGCUUCCUUUCAAAGAAAGUCACUCAGUUGGCUCUCAGCUUCUCACGGAUGCACUGUGCACCUCAGCAGCACAUCAGAGGUACAGGGCCUCAAAAGAAAAGCUUAAGGGGAGAGACAAGGAAGGAGAGGUGGAAGGAAGGAGAGCCUCAGCAGCUUAGUUUCCCGGCAUGGCAAGUUCUUAUUUUUCCUCCUUUGGAUCUUUUCCAGGAAAAAGGAGAAGAUCUCAUCAUAUCCAGGAGGCAAGUGGAACCAAAAGCUGCUGAGACUUGGCCAAGCACUAACACAAAGUUCAUAGAAUCAUAGAAUCGUCAGAGUUGGAAGGAACCUGGUCAUUCAGUCCAACACGCCUUUCAAUGAACAGAGAUAUCUAUGACUAGGAAGUUGUUCUGAAUUUCACUGUUGCCCUGGACUUUUGCACUGGCACUGAUGGAAACUCAUCACUCCAUGCUGCUGGAGAGUCAAAGAUUUAAAGUCAGCCAAGCUAGAGGAACUACAUCCAAGAAAAUCUUUUCCAUGUUGUCAACAACUGUGAUGACCAGAGAAGCCUCUCUAAACAAAGACUGAAUUAGUAUAUCAGGAAAUACCAUUUACAGGACUUGUCAUGUCUCCCUUUCUGCGUAUUGGUUUAUCCAACUAUGACAGUGGCCCUUACCUGCCAUCACAAGGGGAGGUGAUUAACCCUUACUGUGCUGUGAUGGUUAAAGAAGCCGUGGAGUCAGAAAAUGGCCAAGUGUACGUGCAGAAGAAACCCACCAUGUACCCACCCUGGAACAGCACUUUUGAUGCCCACAUCAACAAUGGCAGGGUGAUGCACAUCGUCGUCAAGGAUAAAAGUGCCGAAAUGGUUUCAGAGACCACAGUGGAACUCAAGGUGCUGGCAGAGAGGUGCAAAAAGAGCAAUGGGAAGACAGAAAUAUGGCUAGAACUGAAACCUCAGGGACGAAUGCUGAUGAAUGCAAGAUACUUUCUGGAAAUCAGUGAUGCAAAGGACCUAGCUGACUGUGAGAAUGAAGCCUUUUUCUCCUUGCAUCAGCGCAGGGGAGCCAUCAAACAGGCCAAAAUCCAUAAUGUGAAGUGCCAUGAGUUCACAGCCACUUUCUUUCCACAACCUACAUUCUGCUCUGUCUGUCACGAAUUCGUGUGGGGUCUGAAUAAACAAGGCUACCAAUGCAGACAAUGUAAUGCUGCCAUUCAUAAGAAGUGCAUUGAUAAAGUAAUAGCCAAGUGUACAGGAUCAGCAGUAAAUAGCAGAGAAACAAUGUUUCACAAGGAGAGGUUCAAGAUUGACAUGCCUCACCGCUUCAAAGUCUACAACUACAAGAGCCCAACGUUUUGUGAUCACUGUGGCACGCUGCUUUGGGGCCUUGCACGGCAAGGACUGAAGUGUGAUGCAUGCUGCAUGAAUGUCCAUCAUAAGUGCCAGACAAAAGUAGCAAACCUUUGUGGAGUUAACCAGAAACUAAUGGCAGAAGCUCUGGCAUUGAUAGGCAGCACUCAGCAGGCUCGCUGUCAGCGUGAUACUGAACAGAUAUCCAGGGAUGGACCUCUCGAAAUUGGGUUCCCGGUUCUGGCGAGGGAGGUGACACCUCUUCAGGCAGUGCCAGCAUCUACAACAGGAAAAAAAGAGCCACAGGGCAUCUCCUGGGAGACUCCAGUGGAGGGCACAACGAAGGGAGAGUCUCUAAUAGAGACAGACCUGGGAGGAAAACAGCUCCUGGAGCAGCAAGAGGACCAAGUGCAACUAAAACUAACCAUUGAAGAUUUUGUCCUGCACAAGAUGUUGGGAAAGGGCAGCUUUGGUAAGGUGUUCCUUGCUGAGCUGAAGAACACAGACCAGUAUUUUGCUGUGAAAGCCCUGAAGAAGGAUGUGGUCCUUAUGGAUGAUGAUGUUGAAUGUACGAUGGUGGAGAAGAGAGUCCUCUCUUUAGCUUGGGAGCACCCGUUCCUGACUCAUGUCUUCUGUACAUUUCAAACCAAGGAAAAUCUAUUUUUUGUGAUGGAAUAUCUCAACGGAGGAGACCUCAUGUUCCAUAUCCAGAGUUGUCAUAAAUUUGACCUUCCCAGAGCAACGUUUUAUGCUGCUGAAAUCAUAAGUGGGCUGCAGUUUCUCCAUUUAAAGGGCAUAAUAUACAGGGACUUGAAGCUAGACAACGUCCUCUUGGACAGUGAAGGGCACAUCAAAAUUGCCGACUUUGGGAUGUGUAAGGAGAACAUGUUUGGAGAUGCAAAGACAAGUACUUUCUGUGGGACUCCUGACUAUAUUGCUCCUGAGAUACUGCUGGGGCAGAAAUACAACAACUCAGUUGACUGGUGGUCGUUUGGUGUCCUCCUGUAUGAGAUGCUUAUUGGCCAAUCUCCUUUCCAUGGCCAAGAUGAAGAGGAGCUUUUCCAGUCUAUCCGUAUGGAUAAUCCAUUCUACCCUCGCUGGCUUGACAAGGAUGCAAAGGACAUUCUGGUAAAGCUUUUUGUGAGAGAACCUGAGAGAAGACUAGGAGCAAAAGGGAAUAUUCGCCAGCAUGCCUUUUUCAGGGAAAUAAACUGGGAAGCUUUAGAAGAAAGAAGGAUGGAGCCUCCUUUCAAACCAAGAGUGAAAUCUCCAAGUGACUGUAGCAACUUCGACAAGGAAUUUCUAAGUGAAAAGCCUAGACUGUCCUGUGCUGACAGGACACUGAUUAACAGCAUGGACCAAAAUAUGUUCCGCAACUUUUCUUUUGUGACCCCUAAAAUGGAGAAUAUAUUUUCCUGAGAUCUGCCUUACUGAUGGAAUUUCCCAUACGAUUUGAGUAGCAUUUUGUCAACUGAAGAUUGUGCAUGGUUGUUUUUUAUCAAGAACCCACCAGAAAAACACAUCAGUGAAACUUUGUACCAUGCCUAGAGGCUUUCAGCUUGUUCCAGCCUGGAGCAGAUGCCAGCCACACUUCACUAAGGAUGAAGUCUCAUCAUGGUAUCUUUCGGCCUCUCUUCUCUGUUUUCCCAACAUUCUUGAAGUUUCAAACAUCUGAAGAGCAGGAGAUGACAAAACAUUUUCCUCUGUACUUGUACUCCCAGUCAGUGGGUUUCUCCAUAAGAAGCAGCAAGUAAUGAUGUUUUCAGUGCCUGUUUCUGCAAUUCUUAUCCUGAAAAAGGAGAGUUGAGCUCAGGUCCUGAGGGCAUCUGGGAAAGACUUCAGGUUGGGUGCUUUUGCAGCUUCCAUUUGAACAUGUGCAGAAAUGAGCCUACAUGCACAGGAAUGUUGAAGAAGCUAGAUAUUCCCCCUCAUGCCUAAAAAAUAAUCUUCACAGGUAUUAGGAUUCCUUUUUAUGCCACGAGGUCCACUGGGAUUAAGAAAUUUUGUAGGUGCACUUUCCAGCAUUUCUAUGUCUCAACCAAUGGUUUAAACAUAAAUGAGGAGCAUUGCACUCUCAAGUAUCAAGAUCAAUAUAGAAACUCAGUGGUUUUACUCUCAGUACUUGAGCAGAAAAUAUGGGAGGUAGCAGUCCAGAAGAAAACAUUGAUAAUCCCUGUUCUAAAGCUUUAACUGUCCUUAAACAUACCAGAAUCACUGCAAAAUAUGGACUGGACUGUCUGGAGUUUUUUCUGAAACUGAAUCAGAUAUUUAGAAAUGUUUUCCUCAAACCUUUCUUUAAGCAUCAUAAAAUCAACUUUCCAACGAUUGCUGUAUUUCACUGGCAUGUUAGUAAUCAGUCCUUAUAAAAGUUGAUAUACUUCCUGUUGCUGUAAAUGGUGCCCCGACACUUUGACAUGCAUUGCAGACACAAACAUUGCAGUGUGGGAUGGCACGCCACUUGAGAAUGAUCCUCUCCUUCACUUCAUGAUAUUUUGCUGCAUAUUCUAUCCUCUAGCAGGCUGUGAAAUGCAACUGGUCAAUAAUAAUCUCAUCCCUUACCCAUUCAUAACAAGAUCUUUUAAAAUAAAGUUGUGCUGUUUUCAGAAGUUGGAGAAACAUAGAAUCUGCCAACUACUGAUUUUUACACCAGUAAGUACUGUGUCAAAAUUAAGUCAAAGUCCAAACAGAAGAUUCUUUAAUAAUUUAGACUUAAGUCACCCCAGCUUGCAUUUGGCUCUAACUGGAAUGUGUAAAUUUGGUGUUUUGUUGCAUGAACAACCUCAGCCCCUUUAAGAAGAUGAAUCAUCUCAAAGAAGGUGAAUCAUCUCAAAAUCAGAUUCUUUUUGGAGGUGCCUUUCUGGCUCCACUGGAACAGACUGUUAACCUGGAGCUCCCAACAGGAUGAAUGCAGUCUUGCAGGCUGUGCAGCCACUGCUGGGAUAUUGCUGGCAGUGACUGCAGGCACUGAAUCCUGCAAGGCUGACAAUAAAAGGUGCCUAACAUUGACGAAAAAGAAAAGCAAAGCAGAUUUCAGCCCUGUGACUUUUUGUGGAAUUCUUGUUUGUGCUGCAUAAAGUACAGGGGGAUCUGUGCUUGCAGUUUGUGCAGUUGGUUUUCACAUUUAAUUUGAACGGUUAAAGUGGAUUUCUGAAAUGCUGUUUGUACAGUUUAAUAAAAUGUUGUAUACUGAUGGA
This is a messenger RNA of Phasianus colchicus (ring-necked pheasant), 6779 nucleotides long. The record is from RefSeq and is a predicted model, not a curated record. NCBI's taxonomy places the organism in Eukaryota, Metazoa, Chordata, Aves, Galliformes, Phasianidae.